Molecule: messenger RNA, 1841 nt
Organism: Hevea brasiliensis (rubber tree)
Lineage: Eukaryota; Viridiplantae; Streptophyta; Magnoliopsida; Malpighiales; Euphorbiaceae
Exons: 12
Coding region: 120-1484 (454 amino acids)
Source: RefSeq, a predicted model, not a curated record
GCUAAGUUGAAUAGAUUUUUUCAAAUAAAAUUUAAGGCAGGAUUUAUAUAUUGACCGGUUUGCUAUUACAAGUCCCUCCAGGCUCCUACAGCUCCUAACACUGGCACCGAGUAAUAAAGAUGCGGGCCUUGUGCUGCGCCACUCUUGCUUAUCCUGUGCAAUCGGUGAGCGUUUUCAUGCCCGUUAAAGCUUGUUCAAGAACUCAAGUUUCUUUCCACCGCCAUGACAAUCCAUUUGUUCCUGAGGUUGUGAAAGCCGUAGAUUCCUUGCAUGCAGAAUUCAGAGCUGUGGAUUAUUUGGUGGCGUGCAAUACUUCUCGUGUCCUUAAAGCUUUCCAGAAUGCUCGGAUUGGAUCUCAUCACUUUGGUGGAUCUACUGGCUAUGGUCAUGACGAAGUUGGGGGACGUGAGGCACUUGACCAAGCUUUUGCUGAAAUUGUAGGAGCUGAAUCAGCAAUAGUUCGCUCACAGUUUUUCUCAGGAACCCAUGCCAUCACUUGUGCAUUGUUUGCUUUCUUGAGGCCAGGGGAUGAGCUUUUGGCAGUUGCUGGUGCUCCUUAUGACACCUUAGAGGAAGUUAUUGGAAAGAGGGACUCUCAUGGAUUAGGUUCCCUGAAAGAUUUUGGAGUGGAGUACAGAGAAGUUCCACUGGCUGAAGAUGGUGGACUUGACUGGGAUGCCCUUAUGAGUGCUUUGAAACCUCAUACAAGAUGUGCUCUCAUUCAGAGGUCAUGUGGUUAUUCAUGGCGUCGAAGUUUAAGUGUAAAUGAGAUAGGGAGGGCUAUAGAGAUGAUCAAGAUGCAGAAUCCUAACUGCUUGGUCAUGGUGGAUAAUUGCUAUGGUGAAUUUGUUGAGAAAAUUGAACCUCCAAUGGUGGGUGCAGAUCUGAUUGCAGGCAGUUUGAUUAAAAAUCCUGGUGGAACAAUUGCACCAUGUGGUGGAUAUGUUGCAGGGAGGAAAAAAUGGGUAGAAGCAGCAGCAGCUCGUCUCUCUGCACCAGGGCUUGGCAUGGAUUGUGGCUCAACCCCUGGUGAUAUCAUGCGAACUUAUUUUCAGGGGCUGUUCCUUUCACCUCAAAUGGUUGGUGAGGCAAUCAAGGGAACCUUUCUGAUCGCUGAAGUCAUGGCAUCUAGAGGGUAUAAGGUGCAGCCUCUACCUCGCAUUGCCCGUCAUGAUACAGUCCAGGCAGUGCAACUUGGAAGCCGUGAACAUCUUCUUGCAUUCUGUGAGGCUGUACAGAGAAGCUCACCAGUGGGUUCAUUCACUAAGCCAGUUGCUGGCUCAACUCCUGGAUAUGCAUCAGAGGUGAUCUUUGCUGAUGGAACCUUCAUUGAUGGGAGUACAAGUGAACUGUCAUGUGAUGGGCCACUCAGGGAGCCAUUUGCUGUGUUUUGCCAGGUGUGUGUCUGGUUGAUGUUGUUUCCUUCCAUGAAUGUUGAUUCAUUGAAGGAGAGGGUGGCAGUCACUGGACUCAAUGGGGACUAGUUCUGGGAGAGGUUUUGAAACACAUCUGAUCUAAACAUGAUUUUGACCAGCAAGAGAGAUACAAUGCGUUGCAAUUCUAAAUUUUUCCGAGACAUCAUUAUUUUUCACUAAGCAUGAAGGAGUUUCAGUUAUAACAUCGAGCUGAUAUCAGUCUUAUGGUUGCUUGAAAUCGUAUUUGCACGAUCUAAAAUUCACUGGCUACUAUGGAAAAUGAUGAGUUUUGGGUUGGUUAUUCAGAGGUAGGGAUUUUCAUUUUCCAUCGAUCAAGUUCUAUGGAAGAAAUGAUUUUGUCACUUCAACUUUUAGAACUUCAAAAUAUUUUGUCAAUAAAAUAAAUAUUAUAGAUUAUAAUUUAUC